AUGUCUACAGAUAUAACAUUAGAAGAGUUAUGCGAUAUUGUUAACAUAUCAUACAAUCCAAAUGAUUUUGGUGAUACGGAUCCUUACUUUACUUCUGAUGAUGAAUUGGAAGUCCGACCCGUCAUUGAAUUUGAAAAGAAAGAUGAGAUUGCUGAUCCUCAAGUCGAAAGAGCGAUAGAAAUUGAAAGAGCUAUAGAAAUUGAAAACGUUAUAGAAGUUGAUAAAGUUAUAGAAGUUGAUAAAGUUAUAGAAGUUGAUAAAGUUGAUAAAGUUAUAGAAGUUGAUAAAGUUAUAGAAGUUGAUAAAGUUAUAGAAGUUGAUAAAGUUGAUAAAGUUGAUAAAGUUAUAGAAGUUGAUAAAGUUAUCGAAGUUGAUAAAGUUAUAGAAGUUGAUGAAGUUAUAGAAGUUGAUAAAGUUAUAGAAGUUGAUGAAGUUGAUAAAGUUGAUAAAGUUAUAGAAGUUGAUAAAGUUGAUAAAGUUAUAGAAGUUGAUAAAGUUGAUAAAGUUAUAGAAGUUGAUAAAGUUGAUAAAGUUAUAGAAGUUGAUAAAGUUAUAGAAGUUGAUAAAGUUGAUAAAGUUAUAGAAGUUGAUAAAGUUGAUAAAGUUAUAGAAGUUGAUAAAGUUAUAAAGUUGAUAAAUCUUGGGGAAUGGUCUGUACAUUCUUGGGUUCACAAAGAUUUGGGUACUGAUAACAUUGUUGAGGCUGCAAUAAUACCAGCAAAGAAACGCAUGACACCAUUAAGGGAAAGGCAGCAAAACAUACGAAAAUCUGUACAAGCCUUUCUUGAAAAACUACCCCAGGUACCCUCCCACUACUGUAGAGCAUCAUCAUCCAAACUUUACCUUGAACCACAGUUUAUAUCUUUGUCGCAAUUGUAUGAUCUUUAUAAAGAAGAUUGCACAGAGCAAGGUUUGAAUGCAGCAUCUCGUCAAAUACUUUCAGAUGAAUUCCAUAAGAAAAACUUGAGUUUGUAUCGGCCGCGUAAGGAUCAGUGUGAUACAUGUUUCUCCUAUAACAAUGGCAACCUUACUGAAGAAGAGUAUACUCUACAUAGAAAAGCCAAAGAUGUGGCAAGGGAUGCCAAACAGGCCGAUAAGGAUAUUUGUAAACAAGAAACCAACAAAACUUUGGUCAUCACCAUGGAUAUGCAAGCGCUUCUACUAUGUCCUAGAUUGGAAGCAUCCGCUUUAUAUUAUAAAAGCAAACUCGGAGUUCACAAUUUUACUAUGUACAAUAUGGGUAAUAGUAAACUUUUCUAG
Messenger RNA from Lottia gigantea (owl limpet), 1260 nucleotides. RefSeq lists its product as hypothetical. Lineage: Eukaryota; Metazoa; Mollusca; Gastropoda; Lottiidae. The coding region runs from base 1 to 1260 and encodes 419 amino acids. The record is from RefSeq and is a predicted model, not a curated record. The transcript has 2 exons.